Cooperia oncophora is the source of this 315-nucleotide messenger RNA. NCBI's taxonomy places the organism in Eukaryota, Metazoa, Nematoda, Chromadorea, Rhabditida, Trichostrongylidae. The record is from the annotation of a GenBank genome assembly.
AUGAAGUUUCAUCGUCCGUCUGAAAUCCAUAAAAAGGCCACCCAGAAAAACGCUAUGGCAGAUUUGCUUGCUAAACGGAAAGAUAAGGAAAAUAAAGCUGCGAAAAAGGCAGCGCUAUCCAUCGACGCUGUGUUUGGAAAGGAUGAUAGUGAUGGUUCUUCAUCUUCGUCGUCAUCAUCUUCGUCGACGGCGUCAUCUCGGUCAUCUUCUCGUGAAUCAUCACCGAGAAGAGAAGCCGAAAGCGAGGAUGAAGAAGAGAAGAAGGCGGCAAGAAGAGAGGUGGGACGCGUCAUAGGAACUAUCAAGAGCUCGUAA